ACUCUUCCGACUCCUCUCUCCCCUUCGUCGAUCUCGUCGUUCUCUCUCCCCUCCUUUCCUCCGUUCCUCUCUUCCCUUUCUCCCCUCCGGCCGGCGAUCUCCUCCUCUCCGUUCUCUAUCCUCUUCUCCCUGGCGGUGAGGAUUCAGUGGCGUGUAAAGACGAUAUUGGCAUCAUUUUUAUGGAAAUCCUUAUUGGAUUUUGAAAGUUACUGCUAAGUACAAACUAUCUUAAGGCAACAAGAACGGCAAAGAAAUGUUCUCAUUGUUCUAUGGACUCUGGAAAUAUCUCUUCAGCAAGACAGAGUUCCAUGUUCUUAUUCUUGGAAUUGACAAAGCUGGAAAAACUACUUUGUUGGAGAAGUUAAAGUCAUUGUAUUCAAACUUGGAAGGGCUCCCACCUGACCGGAUUGUUCCAACAGUCGGAUUGAACAUUGGUCGUAUUGAAGCUUCAGAUGCAAAACUUGUGUUUUGGGACUUAGGAGGUCAGAUUGGUCUGCGAACAAUCUGGGAAAAAUAUUAUGAGGAGGCACAUGCUAUAGUCUAUGUUAUUGAUGCUGCUUGUCCAUCAUCAUUUGAACAUUCCAAGUCUGCAUUAGAAAAAGUACUUCGACAUGAGGAUUUACGAGGGGCACCACUUCUGAUACUAGCCAACAAGCAGGAUCUUCCUGGAUCUGUGUCUGUUGAAGAACUGGCUAGAUAUUUGGAUCUCAAAGAGUUGGAUGAAAGGCUGUACAUGUUUGAAGCUGUAUCUGCAUAUGAUGGGAUGGGGAUUAAACUUGCGAUCGAGUGGUUAGUGGAGGUUAUGGAAAGAAGUAAACGUACUGAGUUGUUAAGAAUACGAACAGGUGCAGCUGGGCAUGCUUAGCAACAUCCUUGCCUCAACUAAUGUCAGCAAGCAUCCAAAUUGAAGCAUUUGCUAUGGAGAUUGUUUGUACUAGUCUGGAGAUGUAAUUUUGUGAUCUCAAGCUUAUCUUCAACACAAGCUGCAUUCAGUUGGCUUCAUUUUGUAGUCCUGGUUGAUAAAAUUACGGUAGCCAUUACAGUUCAGCAUUAUCUUGUGUAGCCUGAUGUGUUUGAUGUGAAGGUGAUUCUCAAAUCAUUUUGCCACUUGGCACAUAUUUUGUUUGCCCUUUGUUAUAUGUGACAGCUUAUUGAAUAGCAUCAAAUACAUGAUAAAGCCAAUAGGAAUUCCAAGUUGCUUUAAAGGCUUUUUGAA
Messenger RNA from Elaeis guineensis (African oil palm), 1216 nucleotides. RefSeq lists its product as uncharacterized. The record is from RefSeq and is a predicted model, not a curated record. Gene Ontology annotation, molecular function: GTP binding; GTPase activity. Gene Ontology annotation, biological process: Golgi to plasma membrane protein transport; intracellular protein transport; protein localization to Golgi apparatus. NCBI's taxonomy places the organism in Eukaryota, Viridiplantae, Streptophyta, Magnoliopsida, Arecales, Arecaceae. Gene Ontology annotation, cellular component: Golgi apparatus.